Guyanagaster necrorhizus is the source of this 800-nucleotide messenger RNA. RefSeq lists its product as uncharacterized. Lineage: Eukaryota; Fungi; Basidiomycota; Agaricomycetes; Agaricales; Physalacriaceae. The transcript is spliced from 3 exons. The record is from RefSeq and is a predicted model, not a curated record. Bases 25 to 567 code for a protein of 180 amino acids.
ACUGCUUCCUUGACCCGAACCAUCAUGUCCAAAUAUGCCCCGCAUCAUCGCUCAACCAACAACCCUAGUGCGACCUCGUCUACUAUAUGCCAAAAGUGCCUAGGGAGAGGACAUUUCACAUAUCAGUGCAAGAACUCCCGCCCGUACGUAUCGCGACCGUCAAGGACACAGCAAUUGGAGAAUCCCCGUGUGCUGGCCAAGUUGAAGGCAGAGGGAAAGCCCUCAGUGGAGGUGCCGGAAGAGUUUAAAAACCCGAAAGGCACUGCCAAUAAGAUCUUAGCUACCAAAGAGAAGGAGAGGAAGGAGAAGGAGAAUGCUGCUGCUGCUGCUGCUGCUGCUGCUGCUGCUGGGAGCUCAAAACGGAAGAAGAGGGCAAGAUCAAGCUCUUCUUCAGAUUCAACUUCAGAUUUAGAUUCGGAUUCGGACUCGUCGUCUGGCUCUGACAGUGAUUCGGAGUCGGCUUCCUCGGAAUCGUCUAGCCGAUUCCGAGGUCGCGAACGAAAGCGACGACGAAGCAGAAGUCGUUCAUCCUCCUCCUCGUCGGGAUCAAGAGGAAGAAGAUCAUAGGGCACUUGUCGUAUGUGCUUUAGCCGCUGGUUUUCAAGUUCGCGUUUCUCUGGUUGCAGGAGUGUCAUAUCUUUAACACGCUUCCUUUUGUUGUCCUUGCAAUGCACUUGAUACUGUGUAUUGAAGAAUCACCGCAAAGACUGAUGGCCUAUGUUAAAUUUAUCUAAUGGGUACAAUCUAAAUGCGUGCGAGAUACGGCGUCAGUAUCUAAGUAUCUUCAAAGGAAUAAAAAU